AUGUGUCAUGUCAUUGUAACAUGUCGCUCAAUGCUAUGGACUCUCCUGAGUAUUGUGGUGGCUUUCGCAGAGCUUAUCGCUUUCAUGAGCGCAGACUGGCUGAUUGGCAAAGCAAAGCCUUCAAGCUCCGAGGAUGUCGACAACAGAACGGGGGGGUCGCAGGAACCUUACCAUCCAACACUGGGCAUCUACGGGCGCUGCACCAGAAUCUCCCACAUGCAGCUUUCUAGACGAGACACGCUUUGUGGUCCUUACGCCGAAAACUUCAGUGAGAUUGCCAGUGGGUUUUGGCAGGCAACCGCUAUUUUCCUAGCCAUGGGAAUCAUGAUUCUCUGUGCUGUGGCGUUCGUGUCCGUCUUUACUAUGUGUGUGCAGAGUAUUAUGAAGAAAAGCAUUUUUAAUGUCUGUGGGCUGCUACAAGGGAUUGCAGGCCUCUUCCUUAUCUUAGGCUUGAUACUUUACCCUGCAGGUUGGGGAUGCCAGAAGGCAAUAAGCUAUUGUGGACAUUAUGCUUCCGCUUACAAACUAGGAGACUGCUCCUUGGGCUGGGCUUUCUACACAGCUAUUGGUGGCACUAUUCUGACCUUCAUCUGUGCAGUCUUCUCGGCGCAGGCUGAAAUAGCCACAUCCAGUGACAAAGUGCAAGAAGAAAUAGAAGAAGGAAAAAACCUUAUCUGCCUCCUUUAACUCCAGUGGGGAAAAACACCAGCGCCUGGAUCUUAUAUCUGCUUUCCAUUGACUGGACAAGCAGAUCUGCUUACCUGUUUCUACCAUUUGUGUGAUUGAGCCCCAGGCAUUGCAGCCCCGAACUACUGAAACGGUCUUCCUUCCUUGCUGGGCAAUGAGGAUCAGACAAAGGAUCCUAAAAAAGCAGAAUGUAAAUACAUGGGGAUUUUUUUUUUAGCUUCAUUUUAUGAUCAGGACACAGUGGAAUAUAUUAAUCUGACCAGGGAGGUGAGGAAUCGUGUAUAUAGCAGGAACCAACAAAUUCUGGUUGAUUGGAUAGGCUUACCCACUUUGGUCACUUUGAAGAA
Messenger RNA from Tauraco erythrolophus (red-crested turaco), 1034 nucleotides. RefSeq names its product LHFPL tetraspan subfamily member 2. Lineage: Eukaryota; Metazoa; Chordata; Aves; Musophagiformes; Musophagidae. The record is from RefSeq and is a predicted model, not a curated record. Gene Ontology annotation, cellular component: membrane.